This is a messenger RNA of Hypanus sabinus (Atlantic stingray), 694 nucleotides long. RefSeq names its product echinoidin-like. Gene Ontology annotation, molecular function: signaling receptor activity. NCBI's taxonomy places the organism in Eukaryota, Metazoa, Chordata, Chondrichthyes, Myliobatiformes, Dasyatidae. The coding region runs from base 18 to 563 and encodes 181 amino acids. The transcript has 6 exons. The record is from RefSeq and is a predicted model, not a curated record.
CAUCAGAAACGUUACUGAUGCAGAGAGCUGAGAGAGAGAGGUUUGAGAGAAGAAACAUGACAGUGGUGUGGGUUUUGGUGGUGACUGCACUGCUUGUCAGUGAUGUGGCAGGGUCUCGUCAGGACCUUGAAAAACAUGAAAUAUCCAGAGGACUCUGUGAUGAAAACUGGUUUUAUUUUUCUCCUUUAAACUCCUGUUACCAGUUUUUCAGCACCAAAAAGACAUGGGCAGCUGCUGAGGAUUUCUGUAAUGGAGACGAACGUUGUGGACAGCUGGCUUCUGUGAACUCAGAGGAACACAACAUUUUCAUUUCUAAUGUGGUCACUAUCGUGGACAAAAACAAGCCAAUGGCUUGGAUUGGCCUGAAUGACAUUUGCAAGGAGGGGAAUUUCACGUGGGUUGAUGGAUCUUUGUACAGGUACAGCAAGUGGGCUAAGAAUGAACCUAAUAAUGAUGGAGGCAAAGAAGACUGUGUGAACAUUCAUCGUUUCAAUGACUUGACCUGGAAUGAUAUGCCCUUUGACGAGAAAGAUGGUUUUGUUUGUUCUUACAAACUGUGUUGAAUUUAGAAAAUUCCAGAUCCAUCUACUCAUCAUUUCCAGCGGUGGAUUCACUUCCCUGAUUUCUUUGUAGCCGCUCUGUCUGUGCUGACUGUACGCAUUUAGUUUCUCAGCCAAUAAUAAAGAGAACUGCA